Molecule: messenger RNA, 1139 nt
Organism: Tuber melanosporum (Perigord truffle)
Lineage: Eukaryota; Fungi; Ascomycota; Pezizomycetes; Pezizales; Tuberaceae
Exons: 1
Coding region: 1-903 (300 amino acids)
Source: RefSeq, a predicted model, not a curated record
AUGCAAACCUUACAACUCCUCUUUAUCCUGCCAUUCGUUCAAUAUAUCGCAUCUUCACCCCUUCCUAACAAACCAAUCGGACAUGCCUGCUCUCAUAGCCAUUACCGUAACCACCCCCGUUCGGCUGAUUCGUCCCCUCAAUUCGAUGAUCCUCCGAUCUUCGGCCCUGGCCUGGGAGACUUCUGCGAUCCUCCAACUACGAUAACAGUCACUGUUCCUGGCCCCGCUGUCACAGAAGGAGCUCAACUAGAACCCGUCACCUUGACAGUAACUGUCACGGCUAAGGGUGUUGACACCGGCCUUCUAGACGGAAUAUUCGGCCCGAUCAAUAUUAGUCAAAGCGUCAAACCCAAGAAAGCCAUUACAGUAACAACUAGAACCAGCACUGUUGCGCCCCCCGAGAGCACUGAGACGGCGACUGUGCGAGUCACGGGAUCCGAGGUCACGGUUACUGGGGAGACGAAUGAGGUUACGGUCACGGUUUCGGCAAAGAAUGCUGAAGGUGUUCCGAGCACAAUCACUUCCCACCCGACAUCUACUGUCGCGGUGGGGGAUGUGGCUAAUGCUAGAGAAUCUAUGCCAACACUUAGCAGAAAUAGAGAAGAGGAAGCCGCCAAAUCCGGGGGAGGAAAUUUCGCAGACUCCUAUUCCAUCUAUCCCUUCACACAGAAGCUUCGUCCACUUUGGCGGCAUGAGAGCACAAGCCCCAAAACCAACUGCAGAACCCCCUCAAGCCCUGAACAUCAACCCAGAAGAGACGCCGAUACCAUCACCCCUCUUACCCCAACCAAUAACGUACUUGAAUGUCUCUACUUCAACCGAAAAACGUGCUUCUGCUCCAACCUCCAUUGCCGCGACACCCACGGGGCUAGGCUCUCCUACCACAACUUCUACUCGGGAUAGCAGCACCAGAGAGUUCUCAAAGAUAAGCAGUUCUGCACCAGCUGAGCCCUCCAUCAACACAUUCGGCAAGGUGGAGGAUCUCAAGUCUCACGAGGAUAUCGUUUCCCUAGCGGCAGAAUUGGGAAUUGAGCAAGUGCACUGCCCCAGUCGAUUCAUUCCCAAUUACGCUCCCAAGAAGACUGCGAUGUAAGCCCCACCGGCAGCAAAUACGGCGAGUAGGUGGCAGACAAGGGAAA